Messenger RNA from Asparagus officinalis (garden asparagus), 735 nucleotides. RefSeq lists its product as uncharacterized. The coding region runs from base 1 to 735 and encodes 244 amino acids. The transcript has 2 exons. The record is from RefSeq and is a predicted model, not a curated record. Lineage: Eukaryota; Viridiplantae; Streptophyta; Magnoliopsida; Asparagales; Asparagaceae.
AUGAAAGUCAUAAAUAAGUUCAAGGGUUGCAUUCGACAGAUCGAGCGGCUUAAUCCAAGUGGUGCUUCUGAAUUGGAUAUAAUUAUUAAAGCUAAAGCUCUGUAUGAGCAAGAAUCUAAAGAUAAGAAAGAGUUUCAAUAUGAACACAUUAGGCAUAUUCUAAAGGAUACUGAGAAGUGGGCUGACCAUACACCUUCAAAGAUGACCGUGUCUGGAACCAUCUCAAAUGCCGAAGGAUCAGAGUCGAACUCAAUGGACUCCAUUAAUCUGAUGGGUGAUGAACAAUCUCCUGCCAACAACUCAUCAAGUCGACUCGUUGGAACAAAGGAGAAAAAUGUGAAGAGCAAGAUCCUCUCCCCAUCUGAGUGUAAUGUUGAUAUUCUUAAGAAUAUCAAAGAAAUGCAGGAAAAACGUGAGCUUGGAAGGGAAACCAUGCAACAACUAAUGAUGAUGAAAUUAGAAAAUGAUAAGAAAAGGUUAGAUCAACGGGUUGUACAAUUAGAACAGCGCGAUCAACUCUUGGCUCAACAGCGUGAGCAAUUUCAUCUUGAGCGUGAUCGUGAGGAUAGAGAAAUACUAUCAAUUGAUUUGAGUAAGAUUGUUGAUGUAAGGGAACCUGUAUUUUUUGAGAGGAAAAAACAACAAAUCAUUAGAAGAAAUAGCGGUGAUUUUCAAUUUGAUAGUUCAACUCAUGUUUUAGGAGGAACUGGGUAUUGGGGUCCGUCAGGGUAUUAG